Messenger RNA from Pseudovirgaria hyperparasitica, 2166 nucleotides. RefSeq lists its product as uncharacterized. Gene Ontology annotation, molecular function: TBP-class protein binding; protein heterodimerization activity; DNA binding. Bases 226 to 2124 code for a protein of 632 amino acids. Gene Ontology annotation, biological process: DNA-templated transcription initiation; RNA polymerase II preinitiation complex assembly. The record is from RefSeq and is a predicted model, not a curated record. The transcript has 2 exons. Gene Ontology annotation, cellular component: SAGA complex; transcription factor TFIID complex; SLIK (SAGA-like) complex. Lineage: Eukaryota; Fungi; Ascomycota; Dothideomycetes; Acrospermales; Acrospermaceae.
CCAACCUCGUUUCUUCGUUCCUACUACGCCUCCAGAUAGAUUUCGCAUCCGCACUCUGCGUUCCGACCCUUCGCCAUGCUAACUGUCCUCACUUUGAUUGUAAAAUCUGCAGAGUAAGCAGACCGCCACCUCAACUAUUCGCGUGCCCACGAACAGCCUCACAUCGACAUCCCAUCGACGCCGCCGAGAUCCGCUAUCGUCAUCCACAUUGACAAGAGAAUCCUCAUGGCCGACCAAAUGGCAGGCCAGCAAGGCCCUCCGCACUUGCGGCUGAACCCUCCGCUGUUGAAGGUUGAAGAGAUCCAGCGCGCCACUUUCCUGGAUGGAGCCACCAAGGCGAAAUAUAGCGAAGUAUUCAAGAAGCUAUGGAGCUACCUCGACACGAAUCCAGAGUCGACAGAGUACAAGAAUGCUGCCAUGAGGCUACAGGAGUUCUCGGCGAAGUUGAGACAGAUGGCGGGAACAUACCGUCAACGCAUGUCGCAGCAAGCACAGCAACAAAACCAAGGCGGGCAAGCGACUGCAAACGGGCAGCAGAAUCAAGGACAGCAGAAUCAGGGUCAAAAUAACAAUGCGCAACCGCAAUCAGUGCAACAAAGCGCACAGUCCGGGCAGAACGGUCAACAGUCACAGCAGCAACAACCACAAAGCGCAGCUCAACAAGGCCAAGCGCGACCCGAGCAAUCUGCUCAAGCGCCCAGAGGAUACCCACAAAGCGUCAUCAACCAUAUCCAAACAUUUCCUUUCGUUCUACCUCUCGGCUUGGAUCCACGCAGUCCAGAGGGGAUAGAAAAGCUGAAGAAUAUUAAACAGGCGUACGCGACGCAGCUGACGCGCAUGGAAAGUGCCCGGGUGACUAUUGGGAAAAUCAACGCACAAUUAGACCAGCUGAACAAGAGCGGACAGCCCAUCCCUGAGAAUUUUUUGCGACAGAAAGCCGAGGCAGAGCAGAUGCACACCACGUCGCGGAAAUACGUGGAGGAUUUCAGAACGAAGCAAGCUCAGCUUACACAGGAGCUCAAGGUCCGACAAGCCGCUGCCAAACAGGGACAACAGCCUGCGAAUAUGCAAGCUUCAACUGCUAGCGCUCAAUCUAAGGUAGAAGGCAACACGGCUCCUCCUCCCCAGCAACAACAAGCCAUGCAGCCACAGCAGCAGCAACAACAGCAGCAACACCCUCAGCAGAAUCAACAGUCUCAUCAAGCCCCUCCGCAGAAUGUCGGACCAGGCGUACCCAGACCAACACAAAGCCCAGCGACCAUGGGGCAACAGCAACAGCAGCAACAGCACUUCCCGCAACAAGGUCAGACGCCGAAUAUCGGGGCGCCAAUGAAUGGACAACAUCAGCAGAAUGGUAUGCAGAAUGGUAUGAAUUUCCAGAGACCACAGCCUAUGCCUCAACAACAGAACCCCAUGAGCGCGGGCCCAGGAGGACAGCAGAAUUCUCCUCAGACCCAGGGUCCAUCGCACAACAACCCCGUGCCCCUCUCACAUCAAGAUGCCGUUAGCGCCGCGCGCUCCUAUUCCGAUCCAAGGCCAAAUGGCACUCCGCAGCAAACCUCAACGCCUGGCUUCAGCCCAGGGAACCAACGCGAUGUCACGAAUAAUCCUAAGAUGCCAAUUCCCAAGCAGCUGAACGUUCCAGCUCCGGUGCCCGUCAACAUGGGUCCUUCGCGGCCAACGAUGGGUGGUAGUGGAGCUUCUGGUAUGAUGGGUCAGCCUGUGCUGAACAAACUCCCAGGCUAUAUGCUGGAAGGCGACAGCGAACGUGUUCUUAGCAAGAAGAAGCUCGACGAGCUAGUGCGGCAGAUCACCGGCGGAGGCGACUCAGCUGGCGGCGAGACGUUGACGCCAGAAGUGGAGGAGACAAUGCUCCAGCUCGCCGACGACUUCGUCGACAACAUCAUCUCCACCGCCUGCAAGGUCUCGAAGCUGCGCGAAUCCAACCAGCUCGACAUACGCGACAUCCAACUCGUCCUCGAGCGCAACUACAACAUCCGCGUCCCGGGCUUCGCCAGCGACGAGAUCAGAACAGUGCGCAAGCUCCACCCGGCGCCCGGUUGGAACGAGAAGAUGAAGGCCCUCCAGGCAGCCAAGAUCAUGGGCGGCAAGACGGACAUGUAAAACACCAAAAAAACCAUUUUAGAUAUAUCUUUCAGGAGGAGG